ACGAUCGGACUCAGUCCGACUCAGUUCGUCUGGAGACGCGUAGUGGUGUAGAGGUGUGCCGCUCAUCGCUCCCGCCGCGAUAACAGGACUCGGUAGAGAGUAUCAGAGCUUUGCUGCUGGAGGUAUUUUGGAAACGUGUGUUUAGAGCAUGGAGGCUGAAACUAAUGUGCUGUGAAGAGGCCAGUUAAGUGCAGGAAAGUGUUUUGUCGACAAUAAUUACUAGAAUACUUGGGUUUAUCUGGAAAGAGAGUUUCUCCCCAAGUAUCGACACAGGUGAACGGAAGGCAAGACAGACGGAGAGAGGGAAGGAAGAAGGACUUUCUCUCCCGCCCUCAAAUAGCAGAUCGCCUGUGGAGUGCAUCGCCUUCUCUCUUCUUCUCUCCCUCUUUGGUGUCAGUAGCGGGCCGUUGUCUUCUGUUCGGCUAGCCCACACGUUUAUCCCCUCGCGUGCCACCAUGGAAGGAGGCGGCGUGACAUGGCGCACUUUCUGGGCGCAUGGGGCACUAUGUGCUGGCCACCCAUGGGAGGUGAUCUUCUUUGUCAUCACCUCCACUAUCGCUAUGAUAUCCUUUGCCGACUGGUAUAAGGUACCUGGUCAGCCACGCACACCUCAGGAGUACCAGGGGCUGGACGUGGUGGUGAUGACGGUGCUGCGCUGCUCAGCUCUCCUGUACACUUACCACCAGUUCCGCACCUUACAUCGCUUGGGCUCUAAGUACAUACUUGGAGUGGCAGGGCUAGUGGUGGUGUUCUCCAGCUUUGUGUUCAGCUGCUCUGUCAUCAAGCUCCUGGACAGUGAUGUGUCAGACCUCAAAGAUGCCUUGUUCUUCUUGUUGCUACUGGUGGACCUGAGUCGCACCAGUCUGCUGGCCCAGUUUGCCCUCUCCUCCUCAAGUCAGACAGAAGUGUGCACUAACAUUGCCUAUGGAAUGGCACGCCUUGGCCCCUCCCUCACCCUGGACACCAUCGUGGAGGCACUGGUCAUUGGUGCUGGCACUCUCUCAGGUGUGAGUCGGCUGGAGCAGAUGUGUGCCUUUGCCUGUAUGUCAAUCCUGGUCAACUAUAUCGUGUUCAUGACUUUCUUCCCAGCCUGCCUCUCCCUCAUCUUGGAGCUUUCCAAUCGGUGCUCCUCUGGCAGCCCCCCCUGGCAGAUGGCAACUCUUGCCCGGGCCAUGGUGGACCAGGAAAAGCCCAACCCUGUGGUGCAGCGAGUCAAGGUGAUCAUGUCUGCUGGGCUGCUGCUGGUGCAUGGCAUCACCCGUUGGUCUGUGUCCCUCACCCAACACACAAUUACCCUCACUGAUGCUGCCACCUCCCUCAAUUCUUCCACUGACCCACAUGUCAUUGUCAGGCUACUGAAUGCUGGGCUGGACCACGUUGUAUUCAUGGUGAUCCUGGCUGCCCUUAUCAUCAAGUAUGUGAUGUUUGAGUCCCAUGGUCAGUUGGAGGAGAGUCUAAUUCACGAUAGCCUCAACCACCAGCGGGACAGCUUCUCCAAUAUCUCAGUCAAAGGAGGGAAGAGCAUGGCAUCUGGACUGCGGCAGCGCACUCGAUGCCACACUGGCAGCUUCAGUUGGCAGGGUGAAGAGAUGCCAGUGGAGGCUGACAGAAAGGACCAAGGCAGCCAGACAGAGGAGCGAGGCAUGGAGGUGGUGCGUGAAGUUGAUGCUCCUACAGUUGAUGACAGCCGCUCUCCCCGUACGUUGGAGGAGUGUGUGGCAGUGAUGAAGUCAGAGGCUGGAGCCAAGUCGCUGAGUGACAGUGAGGUGGUCCUGCUGGUGGAAAAGAAGCAGCUCCCUGGAUACCAACUGGAGAAGGUGUUGGAGGACCCCCUGCGUGCAGUGGGAGUGCGACGCCGUGUGGUGGCUCCUCACACAGCCAACCUCACUGCCCUGGAUGCUUUGCCCUACUGCCACUAUGACUACUCCAAGGUUGUGGGCGUGUGUUGUGAGAAUGUGGUUGGCUACAUGCCAGUGCCAGUGGGUGUGGCUGGACCCUUGCUGGUGAACGGCAAGAAGUACAUGGUGCCACUGGCCACCACUGAGGGCUGCCUGGUGGCUUCAACCAACAGGGGCUGCCGGGCACUAGUCAAUGGCGUCAAGAGUCAGAUCAUCCGGGAUGGUAUGACCCGAGCGCCCAGCGUUAGGCUUCCCUCUGCCACCCAGGCCACGGAGGUGUACAUGUGGCUCAGGAAGCGGGAGAACUUUGCUAUCAUCAAGGAAGGGUUUGACUCCACCAGUCGCUAUGCUCGCCUGCAAGACCUUCACGUGGGCAUUGCUGGUCGCCUGUUGUAUAUGCGCUUUGUGGCUCAUACAGGGGACGCAAUGGGCAUGAAUAUGGUUUCUAAGGGGACUGAGGCAGGAUUGAAGGCCCUCAAGAAAUUUUUUCCUGAAAUGGAGGUGUUGAGCAUGAGUGGAAACUAUUGUGUGGACAAGAAACCUUCAGCCAUUAAUUGGAUAGAGGGCCGAGGGAAAUCAGUGGUUUGUGAAGCCGUGGUCCCAGGGAAGGUGGUGACUGAUGUGCUGAAGACUCAGGUGCCUGCCUUGGUGGAGGCCUGCAUCACUAAGAAUUUGGUGGGCUCCUCCCUAGCUGGCUCUAUUGGGGGUAACAAUGCCCAUGCUGCCAACAUUGUGGCUGCCAUGUUCAUUGCCUGUGGUCAGGACCCAGCACAGGUAGUGGGGAGCAGCAACUGCAUGACACUGAUGGAGCAGUGGGGCGAGUAUGGAGAGGACCUGCACAUUACAGUGACUAUGCCCUCUCUAGAGGUGGGCACCGUUGGGGGUGGCACCUCCCUACACCCUCAGGCCUCUUGUCUCAGCAUGCUCAAUGUCAAAGGUGCAAAUGUAGAGAAUCCAGGUGAGAAUGCCUGCCAGUUUGCCAAGAUCUUGGCAUCAACAGUGUUGGCUGGAGAGUUAUCCCUGAUGUCUGCCUUAGCUGCUGGACAUUUAGUUAAAAGUCACAUGGCCCAUAAUAGAGCCAAAGUUCCUGCCACUAAUCCCAACUCUGGCUCUCUACCUUCAAUUCCCUCCAGUGAGAACAUAGUCACCAUCAAAGCAACUAGUCCUACUAUUAGUGCUCCUCCUGCAUCCCCCCUUCCCCCAACCACUACAAGCCUGUCCUGCCCUGCCAUCCCUGCCCUCCUCCCUAUUGCCCCUAACACCUCCGAAGACUCUGGCUCUAGACACCCUGUCUCUCUCACCUCCUCUCCUGUAGAGCCAUUGCAGCCACUUAUCAUAGAGGAAUCUUCAGGUAAGAAAGAGAACAAGAUUGCUGAGACAGAUGAGCAGGUCAGCUCUACACAUUCUGUACCUGCAUGCCAAGACCCACAGAACAUGUCCUUACCUCCAUUCUCAAAGUGAUAUACCAUUAAACUGUUGAGUAUAUUCAUUUCAUUUCUUCUAUAAAAAGUCUUGGGGAUAGCAAAGCUUCACACAUUGGGAUGUUUUUUGUAUCAGUGUACCAACAUUUGUUUGUUUUACAUUGUUUCAAAAGUACUUUCAGAUCCUUUACAUUAUAGUAAUGAUAGGUAAACACUUCCAUAGACAGUUUCUUUCUGAUUUUAUGAAGUUGAAAAAUCAGAUAUACCUUUUAAAAGACAAGAUUUUAUUUCUCUAGAAAUUUGUUUUAAAUAGACAAUUAUUAAUUGAAAAUUCUUUAAGGAAAAUUGUUUUGAGAUAAUAGUGUGAAAUUUUUUUUUAAAGUUCUGUCAUUAGAAUGAGAUAAUAAUAAGCUUAGGGUUGUGGACCUUGUACAUAUGUCAACAUCAUGUUUUUGCAUGUAAAAAACAUGUAGAAACAAGUGACAGAAGCUUUAUUUCUUUAAGAAUUAAUAUACUGAAAAAUUGUGAAGCGUGAAUAUGUGAAAGAGGACUAUCAGGCGGCUGUCAGUCACUAGUGCAAUCCAGGGUGUCUUAUGCAUCCAACAAUGUGUUUCUUGUUAAAUACUGGUAAUACUUACCUUCAUCAAAUUAUGUUAAGAUGUGUAAAACUAGACAAUGAAAAGUAUAUUAUGGAAGCUUUUCAUGAAGAUGUUUAUUUCAUAAAUGUGUAUCCUUUUAUCCUAAUUCUUACCUUCACAAACAUUCCAGCUAUUCAUUAUCACAUUCAUGUAUCCACCUUGAUACUGAACCAGUUAUGCAUAAUGGUCCACCCAUUUGAUGUAACUGAAAUCAAGAUGGUGUUCUGGCAGUGAGUUAAAUGUCCUAGUCCAGUUGUGGGAAACACUCAAGAGCUGUUUAGAUCAUUGUGUAUUCUUUUCUUGAGACUCCUGAGUACUUUGUGUGUCUCUAAUAUUAAUCCUGAUGGUGUGUGGGUAACUUGAUUUAUGUUAUAGAAAACAGAAAUGCCUUCAGCUUACAGACUGCCAGGGCCAAUACUUAUAAAGAUCUAGGAUUAGAUCCUAAGAUCACAUCUAAUUAGACUGCAUCCAACUAAAGAUUCAAAAUAGGAUGUUGUCUCAGAGAGCAUCUCAGACUAAUUGGAAACAUGUCAAGAUAGCACAGCAGCUGUUUGUUUAGGUAAAACAUAAUUUUUACUCUAUAAAUCAUCCAAAAAGUGUACAAUUUCUGAUGGAAAUUAAAACUGAUUUUUCUAUGAAAAAGCUUUAACUUUAAUGAAAAAAAUAACACAUGAAUACGUUUAGUAUAUUGUCAACAAAAUGCCCUUUUUAAAAUCAACAAAAAUCAAACAUGGUGGCAGGGAAACAUCAUUAAGUGAUUUCCCAUAAAAGUAAAAUAGAGAAUUACUGAGGGCAUAAAGGAAACACACCACUUAGCCUAUCUAUAUGAGGAGAAGCUUCUGUGGGUUGACCUUCCAACUCCAUACAUCAUGGUUAAAGGCAAGAAUGAAGCCUGGCAGAGAAUAAGUGACCCCUUGGCAGGGGAAUAUCCCAGUGGCCAGUGAUCUGUAAAAGACUGGAGACACUUUCUUUUAUAAAGUUACUCAUUGUUUGUUGUGAUUAGCCCAAGUCAUCAGUGUUAAACUGUUGCAUUUUCCUUAUAGCAAAAAAUAUCUAAGAAUGGCAAUCACUUUCAUCUUGUAAGUAAACACCUUAUAUCAUGGUGAUGGGAUUGAAAUGAUAUCUCGCUCUAAAUCUGUCACAAAUACGAUACUUUCUCAAUAUCUUUUGAUAAGUUCUGCAUGAUUCAUUUUGUUCAGAAUGUCUCCCCUUUCACAGAAAGUUUUUGAAUGAAGCUGAGCUGCUAUCACUACCAUGCUUCUUUACUGUUUUGAAGAUGGUCUCAGACACCAUCUUAAACCUUAUUCCACCUCGCACCCAGCUCUACCUAAGAAGCACGUCUGAGAUUAUGUUUGACGCCUUAGGAUGUGAUCCCAGUUAUUUAGGAUGCUCAUCUGCCAUUUUAUGGCUUAAGACAUACACAUAGUCAUUUCAGAAAAAAAUCUUUUCUUUAUAAGUAAGGUCCCUGGUGUAGUAAAAAUUGCUUGCUUUGGCUCUGAGAUAAUGAUGUACCUUAGUUCAUCCAAGUUGCUAAUAUACAUUAAUUCCAGUAUAUAUCUCAGGUGUUAUCUUAUAAAGUACUUAGCUAUCUUCAUUUAGAAAUUUAUCAUAACCUUCCCAUUAUAAAAUAUAUGGCUUAAUAUCAUAUAUGCAGGUAUUAAAGAUUAAUUACUACAAUGUUGUUGUAGCCACUUCAUUGAAGCAAACUUCAUCAUAACAGCCAAUUAACCUGAGUGAUUAAAAAUUAUAAGUGUGAAGUUAAUGUUUGCAGUUAUUGAGUGAGUGCCACUAAUCUGUUUUGUAUCUAAAAUAUUUCAUCUCACUGACAUAAUGGUAGGUUGAGUAUUGCCUGAUACAUAAUGUAGUGGCUUUGUGAUGUAGAGUCUUAGACACUCCCCUCACUACUGAAAGGAACUAGAUUCCAGGGGAGAGUUUAGGCUUGCAUUCUGUGAGUUCUGGCCAAGAUUCCCAAAGUGGUAUGGUAUUUAACUUAAUUGCCCUUUAGGCCCUUUCUUCGUCUUCCAAUAGAAACGCUUGUGAAAACUGUUGAUACUUCAGCUUUUUUUGUAAGCCAGAAUCACCAAUACAUAGUCUAUGGAAUUAUAUUCUUCAGACAUAUCAGAAUGAAGGGUAAAAGGACUGAGUAAAUGUUAACCGUGAUGCACAUUGUAGUGAAAAUGCUGGUCAGCUUUAAUCAUUCAAGUGUAUUUACUUUCUACAAAGAUGUUGUUUUUGCUUGUAAGCCAGAAUCACCAAUACAAGGUCUGUGGAACUAGAUCAUUCAGACAUACACCAUCAGAAUGAAGGGUAAAAGGCCUGAGUAAAUGUUAACCAUGAUUCACAUUGUAGUGAAAUUGUUGGUCAGCUUUAAUCAUUCAAAUGUAUUUAGUCUAGUAAAGAUGGUGUUUUGGAGUAUUUGACAAGAUGUGUUUGUUAUUUUCAUGCACAAAUUUCAUUUCAACAGUUGACAGUAUAAAUGUAAAAAUAUAUGUGGAGAUUAUUAUUUAUUUGAGUAAUUUUAUAAAUGUAUUACUGGUAUUAUUGUUACUAUUAUUUCAAAAAAUAAUUAUUAUUCUGCUCUUUUAUUGGAGCUCUUGCUCUCUUUAGUAUUAUGUUAUGUAAGUCUGAGAUUUGCAAGCUUGUGAUAGAUCUUUAAACAAACUGCUGUCAAUAUUGCUUCUUUCAAAAAUAUAGUUACACUGACAUGCAUGCAAGUGAAUUUAGCAGCAGUGCCAUUUUCCAGA
Messenger RNA from Portunus trituberculatus (swimming crab), 6701 nucleotides. It is a transcript of the gene Hmgcr, whose product is annotated as 3-hydroxy-3-methylglutaryl-coenzyme A reductase-like. The transcript is spliced from 17 exons. The record is from RefSeq and is a predicted model, not a curated record. Lineage: Eukaryota; Metazoa; Arthropoda; Malacostraca; Decapoda; Portunidae. Bases 456 to 3359 code for a protein of 967 amino acids. Gene Ontology annotation, molecular function: hydroxymethylglutaryl-CoA reductase (NADPH) activity; protein binding; NADP binding. Gene Ontology annotation, cellular component: endoplasmic reticulum membrane; peroxisomal membrane. Gene Ontology annotation, biological process: isoprenoid biosynthetic process; sterol biosynthetic process; coenzyme A metabolic process.